Messenger RNA from Hirundo rustica (Barn swallow), 6388 nucleotides. RefSeq names its product mucin-4-like. The transcript is spliced from 12 exons. Gene Ontology annotation, biological process: cell-matrix adhesion. Bases 116 to 5707 code for a protein of 1863 amino acids. Lineage: Eukaryota; Metazoa; Chordata; Aves; Passeriformes; Hirundinidae. The record is from RefSeq and is a predicted model, not a curated record.
GUGGGACUCCAGCUCCGCAGGAGAGGCAGGCAGGGAGGGACGGAGGGAGCUGCUCCUCGCUGCUCUCUCCUCCCUUUGAGCUUCCUAGCGCUCUGCCUGUGUGGAGGCCUGAGGCAUGGGGACCGGGCGAUGGGCGCUCUCCGCCUUCCUGGGAUGCUGCGCCUGGAUUCUGCACGGGCUUGGGGCUGUUGCUGCUGUCCCCGUCGCUACCGAUGGGUCCCUCACUGUGGGGACAGCUUUCCCCACCACAGCAGAGGACGAGUGGCCCCUUACUACCCUCACUACAGAGAUGAGCACCACAGCAGCUGACGCUGAGACCUUCCCUCCCUGGGCUGAGAUGGAGCCAGUGACAGCCACGAGCGGAAACGGCUCCUCAGUGCCAGCCUCGGUGAAUGGGACCAAGGCCCCUAACACAGCUCACAGUACUGAGGGAAAUUCAGCUGCUCCCAACACAGCCACGGCUGCUGCUGCCAUCACCGCACAGCACCCCGCUGUCACCCCAGAAGCAGUGCACGAUGAACUAGAGGUCGCUCCUGAUGUCCCUCUGGGGACCACGCCUGUCCUUGAGGAUGUCAGGGAGGAUGUCCUUGCAAACAGAGAAGACACAGACCUCAGUACUGGCCCUCCAUCCUUCCACACCACCCCUGCGCUGGCUGUCACCUGGGUGCCAGAGCCAACUGCUGGGGUCACUGUGCUGCUGAGCCAAGGGCUGACCACAGCCAAGGGAGCAGUGGAGGAAGGUGUAAUCCUGCCUGAAGCUACUCAGAGUGAAGCCAGUGCCAGCUCCUCGGGCCCCAGUCCUGAUGCCGGGGAGCUGUUUCCAACCCAGGGUGGAGCAGUGAGUGGGGCUGAGGGAAUUAACCCAGAGCCAGCAGGAGAAAUGGCCCCAGCUGUUGAGGAAAGUCCUUUGGCUGCGGGAUCUGGAGAUGCAAUAAACGAUGAAUUCAGCACAGCCAGUUCAUCCCAUCUACCUCUGGAGAGCCCAGUGAUGUCAGGAACAGUGGAAAACCCUGAGAAGUCCUCCCUCCUCCCUGGCCAGGCACUGAGCCCAGACAUUUCACUGACACCAUCCAACGGUGGGGAUGGGGAUGGGCAGGGAGUUCCCGGGGUGUCAUCAGAGGCUUCUGCUUCAGACUUGUCAGCUGCAGCCAGCGAGGCACCAGCAGCACCUGAGGAAACAGAGGACACUGCCACCUCACUGCCGGCCCCAGGGGUCCACACUGAGGCACAGAGUGACACGAAUCUGCCGGUCUCAGCCACUGCGCUGCCUGCAGGGGAUGUGGGAGCCGUGGAUUUGGCCAGCCCAUCCCUCCAGCCUACUCCAUGGCAGACCCCCACCGAAGAACAGACACUGCUGCGUCCUGAUGCUCUGACAUCCCCCACAGACACCUCCAGUGCUCCCAGGGCUGCUUUCCCAGCCCCAGAGGCUGGAGCCAGCACCCUGCCCGAAGCUGAUGGUGCAGCAGAGACACCAGCAAGCCCUGACCUCACCACUGGCCCGGAAGCAGCUGUGUCUCCAUCUCUCGGGGAGUCACAGCCAGCGGGGAUCCCGGCUGGAGCUCCCCAGGAAGCCGAUGGACUUGGCGCUGGCUCGAGUUCAGAUCCAGAUGCUCCCGGCCCAGCACCUUUUGUACCCGAUGGACUGGCGUGGCCCACUGCUGGGAUCCAGGGUCAGGGAGCUGAGGGGGUAGGGGACACGGCACAGGCAGGAGGUCCAGGGGAUGCCAGUCCCUAUGAAGAUACCCAGAGUGACAUGAGUCCUCCAGCCCUUCAGCCCUCAGUAUCUCCAGGUGGAGAUAAUGGAGAGCUGCUGACUGGAGGAACAGAAGACUUGGCAGAUGCUGAACUGUCCCCUCCACCAGCACUUGGGGAUGGAACAGAAGGAGGAGCCCCAGCACUGGGACAAGUAUUCUCACCUAGUCCUGCACCUCCCAGCAAUGCUGGAAUGAAGCCUGAUCUCUCGGGGCCUGAAGGACCAGGAGAGCUGCCCAGUGAAUCUGCCAGUGCUCCAGGGGCUAUUUCCCCACCCCUGGGAUCUGUGGCCGGCCCUGUGUCUGAGGCAGAGACACCAGUGAGCCCUGAGCUCAGUGCUGCCCAGGGAGCACCUGGGUCUCCAUCGCCUGAUGGGUCCCAGCCAUGGGGAACAGCAGCUGGUGCUCCCACGGGAGCAGGUCUCCCUGGGGCCGAAGGGUCAGACACAGCUUCAGCUUGGGACACCCCCAGCUCAGCAGCUGAUGAACCGAUAGGACCCCCAUCACCUGGCCUUGGGGACCAGCCUGGCACAAAUGUGGGGCUGCCAGCAGCAGAGGGACAAGGAGCCAGCACGGCAGAGCCAGCAGUGGAAGGAGCAGGCAGCGGGAUUGAGUCUGAGCCAUCCCUGAGCUCCACUGCAGGGAAUGGAAUAGCAGCUGGGGUGGAUCAACUGCCCAGUGCUGGUUCCCCAUCUGAUAUUGCCUCUCCCAGUGAUGUGGUGGCACCUCCUGUGUCAAGGGGUGAUGAAGCAGGACCCAUCUCAUCUGCAGUCCCUGGCCCCGACAGUCUGUCCCCGGCCUCUCCAGAGGGUGAAACUGGCCCGGGGUUUGGUGUGGUGCAGGGGGCUGAGAGUGCAGGGAAUGUGGCACAGGCAGGAAACCCAGAGAGUGAAAAUCCCAACAUGGAGACAAGUCCUUCAGCUGUCAGCCCUCAGCAGGACCUCACUAACACCGGAGAGCUGCAAGCAGAAGAAACAGGGACUAUGGCAAAUGCUGAACUUUCCCCUCCAUCAGCACUUGGGGAUGGAACAGGAACAGGAGGAGCCCCAGCACUGGGACAAGUGUCCUUGCCUAGUCCUGCACCUCCCAGCAAUGCUGGAAUGAAGCCUGAUCUCUCGGGGCCUGAAGAACCAGGAGAUCUGCCCAGUGAAUCUGCCAGUGCUCCAGGGGCUGUUUCCCCACCCCUGGGAUCUGUGGCCGGCCCUGUGUCUGAGGCAGAGACACCAGUGAGCCCUGAGCUCAGUGCUGCCCAGGGAGCACCUGGGUCUCCAUCCCCUGAUGGGUCCCAGCCAUGGGGAACAGCAGCUGGUGCUCCCACGGGAGCAGGUCUCCCUGGGGCUGAAGGAACAGACUCGACUUCAGCUUGGGACACCCCCAGCUCAGCAGCUGAUGAACCGAUAGGAUCCCCAUCACCUGGCCUUGGGGACCAGCCUGGCACAAAUGUGGGGCUGCCAGCAGCAGAGGGACAAGGAGCCAGCACGGCAGAGCCAGCACUGGAGGGAGCAGGCAGCGGGAUUGAGUCUGAGCCAUCCCUGAGCUCCACUGAAGGGAAUGGAAUAGCAGCUGGGGUGGAUCAACUGCCCAGUGCUGGUUCCCCAUCUGAUAUUGCCUCUCCCAGUGAUGUGGUGGCACCUCCUGUGUCAAGGGGUGAUGAAGCAGGACCCAUCUCAUCUGCAGUCCCUGGCCCCGACAGUCUGUCCCCGGCCUCUCCAGAGGGUGAAACUGGCCCGGGGUUUGGUGUGGUGCAGGGGGCUGAGAGUGCAGGGAAUGUGGCACAGGCAGGAAACCCAGAGAGUGAAAAUCUCAACAUGGAGACAAGUCCUUCAGCUGUCAGCCCUCAGCAGGGUGAACUGCCUGGUGCAGGUUCCUCAUCUGGUUCAGCCUCUCCCAGCGGUGAUUUUGCAGCACCCUCUGUUUCAGAUCCAUCCAGCCUGGGUGCACUCAAAGGAGCAGACAGUGCUGCUGAAGGCCUUCAGCCCUCCCUGGGUGCUGGCACUGGGGGACAAGGAGCAAGUGAAGGGGCUGGUGAUGGAGGGUCCACAGGGCAGCCCCAGGCUCCUGCUGGAAUGGGACCAGCUGGUUCAGAAACUCCUGAUGGAGAAACGGGAGGUGUGUUGCAGUCUGCAUCUUCUUCCUUGUCUGCAGAAGGAUCUUCAUUACCUGGGAGGACGGGCGAGGCUGCUGGUGAAACCAGCCUUCCCGGAGCUGCUGCAGCUGCUGGUGGCUUGAACACAGGCUUGGAGGCUGCUGGCUCUCAAGAAACCUCCGGGCCUGUCCCUGGCACCCAAAGUGGUGCCAAUACUGAACUUUCUGAUGGAAAGCUGAGCCAAGUCCCUGUGGCGGAGGUGCCUGGAGGAGACUCGGUGAAUGCAGGAGCUUCCCCUGGUGCCAGCCUGGUCCCAGUGGCUCCAGACAACAGCGGCGUUUCCAACGGCAUGGCCACCUCGGCGGCUGCUUCUCUGCUUCUCCCUGGACACGGGCUGAGCUCGGGGCUGGCACCCAGUGGGGGCCCUGACUCUGUACCAAGCACCCAGAGUGGGAGCAGCCCCCUGCUGCCAGGGUCAUCAGGUGGGCUGCCAGAAGAAGCUGGAGGUGCUCAGUCGUGGUCUGUCGAAGAUGAGGUGGCCUCGGGCAUGCCGGCACCUUUGGGAGAAGCGUUCCCCCACGCUCCCGUAUCCCCCAACGCUGCCCCGGUGCUGCCUUCUGCUCUCCAGAGAGGAAAUUCUGCCGAGGGGGUGUCUGCCAGCCCGGGGCUUUCGGCAAUUCCAUCUGUGCCCCUCUAUGGGUAUGGAGCAAGGGAAAAUGAUCAGGAGUACGUGGAAAGGAGAGUGGAUUUUAAUUCUCCACUUUUCAAGCCCGAGAUCGGAUUCCCAUUUGGGAAAAGCCUGCGCAGCUCUCUCUACUUUACAGACAAUGGACAGAUCAUUUUCCCAGCCUCGGACAGCAGUGCCCUCACGUACCCCAACCCUCCUCCCAAUGGCUUCAAUGGCCAUGAAGAGGUCCCCAUGAUCGCUGUGUUUUGGGACAACGCCGACUUCUCCAGAGGUGUUGGCACCACCUUUUACCAGGAGUUCUCCACCCUCAACACGGCCAAGCCGCCGUUCGUCCGGGACGUGGAAGCAAAGGUCCGGCGGUACCUGAGGUCCUCCUACUCUGCAGCCUGGACCCUGAAAAUCACCUGGGAGAAGGCACCAGUCUACGCAGCACGGACUGACACCCGGAAGACAAUCACAUACCAGGCUGUCCUGACCACUGAUGGCUUCAGGUCCUACAUCCUGAUGCUGUACCAGGACGGAGGCAUGCAGUGGGACUACACCAGGCUCCCUUCCACCAAUGUCCUCAUCGGCUACACCAGUGGGGACGGCUUUUACUACAACGAUGACCUGACUAGGAGACCUCCUGCUGCUAAAUAUCGCCCUGACCAGUUCAGGGGCUACAACACAGAUCUCCGUGGGUUGUGGAUUUACAAGCUGGAGAGCCGCGUGGGCAACAACUACCGGCUGAAGUGCCUGGCGUGGACGGGGCAGCAGCAGGAGCCCAGGGCAUGGAGCCAGGGCCUGCCCACCUGCCCCUGCUCCCUGCAGCAAGGGCAGCAGGACCCACGCUUCAAGAGCAGCCGUGGAGGCAAGUGGGGUGCCCGUGUCUCCAUGCUGCACUCGGCCUCUCCCAACCAGCACGGCGCCGGCGUCCGCUGCCUGUACGACAGCCAGAGCCAGCUCAUCGAGGGGCGGCAGGAGCGCUACUGGAGGCCCUCCAGGCAGGCGUCACCCUACCGUGACCAGGAGCUGAAGCUGUACGACUGGUGCUGUAACCGGGCGGGCAGUGCCCAGCUCUGCGCCCGCUACACUGAGAAGAGGCCGAAGAUCGGCUGCGAUGGAUACCAGUCACCCAGCAUGGAUUCCUCGGAGGAGGCAGAGAAUGACUCAGAUGAGCAGAUAGAUGGAGAGGACAAGUAACUGGGAGGUUGGACACCCGCAGCACAUUCUGGGCCAUGGCUGACCCCCCAAGUCCUUUGAUCUGCUCUUCCCCUGUGUCCCCCCAUGGCACCCAUCACCCCUGCCCACCACGCAGGGCAGCUCACUUGGCCAGUGCCUGCAGUUGCCUGCCCUGGCACGGGUUCACUUUUCUAACCCAGACUCGUCACAACGAUUCAGUUGCUUUAGUUGCCCCUUCCCAGUUGCAGCUGGGGGGCAGAACUGGUGGGGAGGUGGGCAGGUACCCCCCACUGCACGCACCACCCUCGUCCUUCCUACAUCCCACUGUGCUCCCGUGCUGCAGGGUGAGGCUGGAUCCCUGGCACCCACGCAAAGGGUUAAACACCACAUACGGGUCGAGUGUGGCCAAGCCCUUAAAUACCAGGGUGCACCAGGCUUGUCCUGUGAGGAGUCCUGUCUUGUCCCCCACUUCUGUUUCCCAGCCAUCCCUCCCUGAGUGGUCCCUGGGCCCUGUGCUCAGCAGAAGGGACAAUUCUCCAGAUCAAGCCAGAAUCAGAUUAAUACAUCUGCUGGGUGUGUGAGGGCAAAAUGUAACCCCAUGAUCAGAAAUGUUGGAAGAAAAAAAAUCUUUUCGUGCGUAAGAGAGCAUCUUCCUUUCUUAAAAAAAAAUUAAAUCAUUGUCAAAUCUUGUUUGUUCAAUAA